AUGGAUGCUGAGAACCUCACCUCAAUCACAGAAUUCAUCUUGGUGGGACUCUCCAGUCAACAAAAGACUCAGCUUCUACUCUUCGUCAUCAUCCUUCUCACCUACUCACUUACCAUCAUGGGCAACCUGGCGGUCAUCCUGCUGGUGUGGUUUGACACCCGCCUCCAAACGCCCAUGUACUACUUCCUCAUGCACCUCUCCGGCCUAGAGAUCUGCUACGUCACCAGCACGGAGCCACAGAUGCUGGCUCACCUCCUGGCUGGGAACGGAGUCAUCUCCUACAUCCACUGUGCUGCCCAGCUGUUUUGCUACUUGCUUUUUGGUGCUGCUGAAUGCCUUUUGCUGGCUGUCAUGGCCUAUGACCGUUACCUGGCCAUUUGCCAGCCUCUGCUGUAUCCUGUUGCCAUGGACAAGUGGCGUCAGACGCACCUUGCAUCCAGUUGCUGGGCAGCGGGCUUUCUUUUUGGUGCAAUAUAUGUGGGAUGUACCUUUCAUCACUCCUACUGUGGUCCCAACCAUAUCAACCACUUCAUGUGUGAGAUGCCGUUAAUCUUGAAACUUGCCUGUGAUGAUACCCACAUCACUCAGACCAUAAUUUUUGUACUGGCGGGGGUAGGCCUCCUUAUUCCUAUUUCUGUUGUUCUGACCUCCUAUGUGGUCAUUCUGCUCUCCGUGUUACAAAUACGGUCAGUCACUGGAAUGAGUAAAGCCUUCUCCACAUGCGCUUCCCACCUCAUCGUAGUGACCGUGUUCUACGGAACUGUUGUUUUUACGUACGUGAUUCCCCGGUCAGUGACUUCCUCAGACCGUGACAAAAAAAUGGCCUUGUUUUAUGUGGUGGUCACCCCUUUCCUCAACCCGAUCAUUUACACCCUGAGGAACAAGGAUGUGCAUGAGGCAGUGGCCAGAGUGCUGCAAAGGUGGCUUUGA
Messenger RNA from Gekko japonicus, 930 nucleotides. Its product is annotated as olfactory receptor 5V1-like. Gene Ontology annotation, biological process: G protein-coupled receptor signaling pathway. Gene Ontology annotation, molecular function: olfactory receptor activity; G protein-coupled receptor activity. Gene Ontology annotation, cellular component: membrane. NCBI's taxonomy places the organism in Eukaryota, Metazoa, Chordata, Lepidosauria, Squamata, Gekkonidae. The coding region runs from base 1 to 930 and encodes 309 amino acids. The transcript has a single exon. The record is from RefSeq and is a predicted model, not a curated record.